AACUAAGGUGAGUCAGCUACAGGUGAGUGAUCGAUUGGCUUCAGUUUGCCAGCGAUGCGCAAAGAGGAGGCGCAAACGGUGACGCGGAGCUUUUCUCUUUAAGCUGAGGAUUUCUCAUGGCGGAUGAGGAGUAAAUAACCUGGAGAAAGAACAAUUAACACUCUGAACUUCAAGGGAACUUAAUUUCAUAAAAAAAAAAAAAAAAACAGGAAGGUGUUUAUUCAGGAUGAAAAUCGCGUUUGUGCUUCCUCUCACUUUGCUGGUGUCUGUGGUUUUGGUGGGAUACAUCAAGAUACGCAAAAAGGAGCACGAGAAGGAGGAGAAGCGCAACCGGUUCCAGGAUAUCAAACUGCGGGUGACCAGCGAUGUUCUCCAGGAGUACGAGAACGAGAAGGUGGAGACUAGGAAUGAGCUGGACAACCUGCAGAAGGAGCUGAAGGCGUUAGAGGAAGAAGUGAAUGUUCUCAAGACCAAAACAGAGAAGUCGACGGGGGAUUUAAACGGUUGCGAUGGCUCCAAGAAAUCUGGUGCAGAUCAAGUGGCAGCGCAGGAGACAAACCUGAACAACCUGAAGGCCGAAAAGGAGAAGGAGAAGACUGAGUGGAAUGCAGAAAUAGAUCGACUGAAAAAGCAGCUGUCCGAAAAAAGCCAAGUCUGUAACUUCUUGAAAGAACAACCAGACCCCAUAAAGACUAUGUGCGGCAUUAAAGACGAGCCAAAGGCAGAGGCUCCAAAACCAGAAGAGAAAAGGGAAGAGCCCCCCAAACAACAGGAGCAAAAAGCAGAGGCUCCAAAACCAGAAGAGAAAAAGGAAGAGCCCCCCAAACAAGAGGAGCAAAAAGCAGAGGCUCCAAAACCAGAAGAGAAAAAGGCAGAGCCCCCCAAACAAGAGGAGCAGAAAGCCGAGGCUCCAAAACCAGAAGAGAAAAAGGCGGAGCCCCCCAAACAAGAGGAGCAAAAAGCAGAGGCUCCAAAACCAGAAGAGAAAAAGGCGGAGCCCCCCAAACAAGAGGAGCAAAAAGCAGAGGCUCCCAAACAAUAACUAAAAAAGGAGAAACUCUUUCAAAAGAGCAAAUAACAUAUCCCACUGUAGAACAAGAAGACAUAAGGACAGAUGCACUGAAAUAUACAUAUUCACUACCAGCAUUUUUUGCACUAAAUCUCAGGGUCAUGUAGUUGUGUAGAUAUGUCAUCAGGUACACCAGUGUCCUUGUUUCAUUUUGGGUGGGAUACAAUGUUUCCGUUGACAUUAAGCAUAUCCAAGUAAACAGAAUAAAUGUGGGUGUCGGUCUCUCCACAUUAUUGUAAACUGACCUUUUAAAGUUGUAGCUUUAAAAUUAUUAGUGCAGCAGCCCAGCAAGUGGUCAGUGAAUUCAACCAACUAAAGCAACAUAAUUGCAACUGAAUCCAUCAUUGGUGUAACAUAGAUACAGACACCAAGUCCAAAGAAAAUCCUGUAUAUCUAGGAAAAUGCUUUGUUCCUGCAAGUCUGAGAUAAAGACCAAUUCUCCAUUCACUAACAUCCCAACUGCCAAAUGUCCCAGUUUCUUCAAAAGUGUCAUCGUAAUUUUAAUUGCCAUGUAUGUCAAAACAAUAAAUGUUACAUGUAGUGGAGGUAGGUCCUAGUACUGGUUAGAAUUACUCUAGAUCCUUUUUCAUUAAUUAAAUAAAAAAAAAUAAAAACGU
Messenger RNA from Cyprinodon tularosa, 1686 nucleotides. RefSeq lists its product as uncharacterized. Lineage: Eukaryota; Metazoa; Chordata; Actinopteri; Cyprinodontiformes; Cyprinodontidae. The transcript is spliced from 4 exons. The record is from RefSeq and is a predicted model, not a curated record. Bases 227 to 1042 code for a protein of 271 amino acids.